GAAGCCUACGAGUGGGAGAUGGCUAUCAUGGUACUUUGGUCUAGGAAAGAAAUAAUGCCUUGUCAUAUGAUGGUUGAGAAUGGGUUCAUUGUUGAAGCGAACAGCAAAUACUGGGGAAAGCACCACGUUUCUCUUGGUUUUCAUGUAGGGGAUGACGCGGAAUGUUGA
Messenger RNA from Neurospora tetrasperma FGSC 2508, 168 nucleotides. RefSeq lists its product as uncharacterized. The record is from RefSeq and is a predicted model, not a curated record. NCBI's taxonomy places the organism in Eukaryota, Fungi, Ascomycota, Sordariomycetes, Sordariales, Sordariaceae. The annotation marks the transcript as partial. The transcript has a single exon.